CUUGUCUCCCUGUAGAAACUAUGACCUAACCCUAAUUAAUACUAUACCAUAGUGGUAUAGUCUAACUCUCCUUCACCAAUCAUUCAAGUAGCCAAUAGUUUUGCAAUAUUCUUUUAUCUAUAUAUAUUCAUGGUUGCAAUACCAACUAAUCAUUCACAUCCUAAAGCAUUCAAAUUUCAAAAACUUGGUUAUUGCUUAAAAGUUUUUUUGUUCUUUUUUUAAAAAUUCUUCUCAAGUUUUAACACACUCAGCAAUGGGUUUUCGUUUACCUGGUAUCAUUAGAAGGUCAUCAUCGUUUACUUCAAGCCGAUCAGUUACAAAAGUUGUGGACGUGCCAAAGGGCUAUCUUGCAGUGUACGUUGGAGAUAAACAAAAGAGAAUUGUGAUCCCCGUAUCAUACUUGAACCAAACAUUGUUUCAAGAUUUGCUGAGUCAAGCCGAAGAAGAGUUUGGAUAUGAUCAUCCAAUGGGUGGCCUCACAAUUCCUUGCACUGAAGAUGCCUUUCAACAUAUAACUUCUCGCUUGAAUGAGCUAUGAAAUAUUACAUGAAUGUAAGAUUGUAGGAAACUGACAUAUAGAUUAGUUGAGACAUUUUUUAAAUUAGGAACCAUAUCGAAUUGUAAAGAUCCCUUUUCCAAUGAAAUGAGAAAACAAAUUACUAUAUGACAAUUAUGUGUGUUUUGUUUGAUUACAAUGAAUUUAACUACUCAAGAA
Messenger RNA from Medicago truncatula (barrel medic), 715 nucleotides. RefSeq names its product auxin-induced protein 15A. The transcript has a single exon. Lineage: Eukaryota; Viridiplantae; Streptophyta; Magnoliopsida; Fabales; Fabaceae. Bases 254 to 538 code for a protein of 94 amino acids. Gene Ontology annotation, biological process: response to auxin. The record is from RefSeq and is a predicted model, not a curated record.